AUGUCAGACGAUGGCAUGCCUUCCGACUCUACCUCUGCUCAUUCAGAGUCAAAGGGAGGCGCGUCAUGGGCAGACCUCGCGCUCGAAAUCUGGCUGGAGAUAUUCAGGUUCGCGACUCAUCUUCCGGACGCGAAGACAAUAUCGCAACCAAAUCCUUUCGCGCGUAAACAACCUCUCGGAAGUGUUUUAAACCUCAGUAAUCCUUUGACCUCUAUGCGCACCAAGACAAGCAUCGUGUGCGUCUCCCGCGCCUGGAGGCUAGUGGCGACAGAGAUUCUAUAUGAGGACCUCGAGAUACGCUCUCUUCAUCACGCCCAAAAGUUGCUGAAAUGUCUCAUCGAGAGCGACCGCGCCGCUCCAGCGUAUCCCAGGCCUACUGACGGUCUACAUCAAUCAAACGGGCUCUGCGCCAAGCACCUGUUUGUCUCGCCGACGUUACGGGACCGUAUGCCUUACCUCAAGUGCAUCUUCGACAUCAUGCAGCAAUGUCCCAACGUACGCUUUCUGAACAUCGUAUGGGACCAGUCCCUUCCGCCGGCCUUCCUCGACAGUCUGGCACGCUUGUAUGGUCGCUCGCUUCGCGGUCUGCAUAUAGGGGCAGACGACGACCUGGAUAGGUCACUCCGCUCCAGGGUUCGGCAUCCCGUACACCACGUGCAACUCGAGUACCAGCAGCAAAAUGUGCCAGAAAAGGUGCUCACGCCGCUGUACGUUGCUCGAUUCACGAACCUGAGCGUGCUGGACGUGCGUAAAGUUCUUUGGGUUGAAAUGGACGGGAAUCCUACCGAAGAAAUCUCUAUGCCAUCCCUCCAUGAGCUCAUACUCUCGAACGAUAGCGACAGCCUCACGUUUGCUUCUCGUCUGACGCUGCCAUCUCUGCGCCGCGUUCACAUGUCACUCCGCUUCGACAUAUCGUACGACGAUACGCACCUAACAUGUCUUACGCAGUUCUUAGAGAAGCACGGCAGAAACAUCACAGAGCUCGACAUAAAGCCUCUUAUCGCGUGUCGCCGUCCCCCCAGCCCCACAGCACGCAUCGCGCAGUACCUCGAGCACUGUCCACGUCUCGAGCAGAUCGUGUACAGCGCGCACGAUGAGCGUAUCGAGACGCUCAGUACCCCGCACCAUGCGCUCCGGAGGAUCGGCAUUCGCGACAUUGACUGGCGGGAGCUGAGCCACAAUCCCCGCUCCGUGGUGAGCGCUGGGGUCAAGGCCCUGUUGCGGUCCUUCGACCGCGACCUCACGCCCAACCUGGAUGUCGUUCGUACGCUUGACUUUAUGGUGGAGACGUCCAUCAGCCUUUCGUCGGUGAAUACUCUGAUGACAUGGACGGAGUACUUUGAGAAAAAGGGGAUCGACCUCGAGGACGGGGAGGGUGUAGUUUGGUUGUACGAACCUAGUGAGACAUAGACUGAUUAUCUUCGUCAACCUCAUCCCGUUUCUCUCAUGUUUGGUGGUUGGUGACCUAGUAGCAAGCGCACGGGCGCUCUUUAGUCGAUGUAUGAUAUAUGUGCUGCUUUUGAAAGCAUCACUGUAGAAAGGGACACCGUGCUAGUGUUUGUAUAUCUAUAAUUUCUUUAUUGCUCAUACAACCC
Molecule: messenger RNA, 1595 nt
Organism: Coniophora puteana RWD-64-598 SS2
Lineage: Eukaryota; Fungi; Basidiomycota; Agaricomycetes; Boletales; Coniophoraceae
Exons: 1
Coding region: 1-1410 (469 amino acids)
Source: RefSeq, a predicted model, not a curated record